AUGGACGCGCUCGACCUGCCCACCCACCAACUCAUCCUCGACAGCCUCGCGCUCAACCUCGCCGAAGACAUCGCCAACGUCCCCUCGGCCCGCUCCCACGUGCGCUCCCUCUUUGCCAACUCGGCCACCACCAGCAAGGUCACCACCAACGCCAACCCUUUCCUCUCCGCCGCAGCUGCCAGAACCCAGAUCAGCCUUGCGCUAUUCGCGUCUUCCAUCUCGUCGGCUUCGCGCUCCACCCAACACACCACCGACAUCAAGAACGAUGAGCACCUCGUCCCCGUCCUCGACGACAUCGAACGCCUCAUUCGCCAGCUCACCGUGCUCGACUUUGAUCACGACAUGAGCUGGGCCACCCAUCCGCUCCCGGACCAGCUCGCCUACGCUCUCGUGUCCAGCUUCCUCACCAUCUCCACCAACGCGCCCCACCACCGUGCUCGCUGCCUCGACGCCAUCUUCGACCUCGCCAACAAGCUCGCAGAUGCGCUCGGCGCCACCGCAGGCGACGCCCACACCGUCGUCGUCAAGCUCGCACCGCUCUUCAACGGUCUCUACCGCGCCAUCGCAACCACCUCCUUCGGUUGGAGCCUCCACGAGUUUGCCCGUCUCGCACACGUGCUCACCCCGCUCAUCACCUCCACCCAGUCUGUGCGCAGGCUCAACGACGCCCUUCUGCUCCUCGACGACCAGGUAGACAUCCGCCAGCAAGCAGCUCGUGCCACUCGCCGCGCGCCCAAACUCGCCACCGUCCGUCCCACCGACGACCAGUCCGAGGCCAGCGUAGACACCUUCUUCUCCGGUGACGAGGACGAAGACGCCGAUGUCGUCGGUCCCGAAGGCGGAUUCACCUUCGACUCCACCUCCCCCGCCGCACAGGACGCACAGGACUACCGUCUCUCCUUGCUCGCCCGCUACCGCUCCGCCGGCGUGCCGCUCUCGGGCCACUACCUCUUGCUCGCUGCCAUCGACGUGCUCGAGAACGCACUCACCCAGGCUCUCGCCAUGGGCGCCCGUCCGCCCAUCAAGGACUUCUCCGACUUCCAGAAGCUCGGCCUCGACCUCGACCGCAUCGAUCCCAGCCGUCAGUCCCAGGCGGACCGCUUCGAUCUCGACUCGGACAAGUGGAACGACGACAUCGAACACAAGCACUCGCGCGCCGUCCUCGCCAACAGCGCAACCAAGAAAGCUUGGGACUCGCUCCUCCGCUUCGCCAUCCAGCCCGAACUCGCCAAGUCCUCCACCACAGGCCAUGGUGCCAACAAUCUCAACGGCAACACCGAGGCCAACGGCUCGGCCCAGCCUGCCGGUGCCGCCGCCAGCAUCCUCUCGGCCGUGCCCAUCAUCGGCUCCUCCACCAACAAGUCGGCUGCCUUUGGCGACAACAUCCCCGCCCACGCUUCCAAGGCGACCACGCUCGAGGACCUCGACGAGACUCUGUAUGCCGUUCUGCGCGCCAGCAACCGCAGCUUCCACGAUGUCCAGCGCUUCCUCCUCAGCGAGGGCGUCAGGAGCAUCGAGAUCGUGCCCGAGCUUCACGUGCCCGACAUCCUCGCAGAGUCGCUCAAGCUCUCGGCGCUCUGCUCGGUCGCACGCAGCGUCGCGAACGGCGCCAACAUCGACGCCAACGUCUUUGUCCGCAUCCGCUCGCUCCUCAGCGAGAGCGCGCCGCUCUUUGACCCGCGCCUCCAGGGCGCCGCGCUGCAGAGCGUCGGCGUGCUCGUGCGCAACAGCUCCAACCUCGCGCUCCCCAUGACGCGUGUGCUGCGCCACUUUGUCACCUCGCCCCUCCCCAUCUUCCUCCCCACCGCCACGGGCGCCAGCGCUCCCGUGCUGCUCGCCGCAGCCCGAUGCCUCGCCUCGUGCGUCACCAUCGCCCCCGGCGACGACCUCGUGGUCUCGACCAUGUACAACUUACUCAACUACCUCGGCAGAGACACCCCGGGCGGUCUUGGUGUGGGUGGUGUGGCGGGUAGCGGCGUGUCGGUCCGCAGUGGCGCCUCGCGCGCCGUCACGGCCCGCGACCAUGUCAACGGUCUGCCGCUCUCGGGCUCGCAGGCCAACAUCGCCGCUCGCUCCGAGGAUCAGCGCAAGCUCAUCAACCUCAGCACCAUCACCGUCAUCUCGCGCCUCGCCCUCGAGGUAGGCAAGCCAGACGUCACCGCGCUCACCAUCUCGAUGCUACUCCAGCGUCUCCGCAACGCAGACGUCUCGGCAGAGGCGGCCAUCCUCGACAACGUCGUGCCCCUCGCCCUCGCAGGCCCCAGGUCGGCGUACGUCGAUGUCGUCCGCGCGCUCUCCGCCACCUCGAGGAACGCCCUCCAGGGUGGCGCCAGCCGUCGCGCCGCCGUCGCCGUCGAGUCCGCCCAGCUCAAGCUCGCACGCGGCCUCGGCCGUCUGGAUGAGCGCGACGAGCGUGACUCGUCGGCGGCCGAGGACAACGAGGCGUCGGGCGGACGCAAGGAGAUCUUCCUCAUCGAGCUGCUCCAGCUCUUCGCCGAAAAGGGCAUGCAGCUGCAGACCGUCGCCACCUCGGGCAAGAGCAGCGCAGAGGAGCUCGCCGAGCUCAACACCGACCUCGCCACCCUCCUCCCCGCCAUCGCUGCCGUGCUCGAGCACAAGGACAUCCACCCAGAGGUGCAGCCCACCACCGAGAUGGUCUCGCUCUUCCGCAACAUGUGGUUCCUCUCGGUGCUGUUUGGCUUUGCCUCGCCCAGCAACAUCCGCACCAGCGUCGCCGCCGACGGCACCGCGCUUGCGCCCCCCGCCUCGGCCGCCCAGGCGCAGGCCGAGAUCGUGGGUCGCUCGCUCAGCUCCAUCUCGCUCAAGACGCCCACGCUGGUGCCCGAGACGGCGCACAACUAUCUCGAGAGCGACCUCGAGUACAACUCGGUGCUCAAGCGCGAGUUUUCGAAUCAGACGCUCGACUCGCAGCGCAAGGCGCUGGGCGCCGUGAUCCCCACGCACGCCUCCGAGAUCCGUGCGUUCAGCUAUGCGCAGGUGACGUUCCUGUCGACGAUCUACGAUCUCGAGUGCCUGCGCAGCCGCAGCGGACGGCCGUCGAUGGUGCUCUCCUACUUUACCAACGAGGGCCUCAACAACAGCGCGCUCGUCGGCGCCAUGCAGGCCAUCGCCGACAAGGUGAUCGACUUUUUCAUCCGCGAUCUGGCCACCCAGGUCAAUGCGCACUCGCUCGACCCGCGUGUGUCGAGCGAGGUCAAAAACCUCAUGCUCGGAUGCUGCCACCGCGUCGCCAAGGUGCGUCAGGUGGCACAGAGCAUCCUCAACAAGCUCGUGUAUGCGCUCCCCUCGCUGCUGUGCGACCAGGACGUGGUGACGACCAUGCUCGAGGUGCUGACGCUCCUCCGCGACGGAUGCGAGGCAGAGUACAAGGACGAGUACGCGCCCACGUACCACUACGUCUCGGAGCGUGCCGGCGUCGAGUUUGACCUCUCCGACUCGUAUGCGCAGAGGAACGAGAUCCUCACGCAGUUCCUCGCAAAGUCGCGCGAGUAUCUUUCGCUCGUCAUGGCGCUCGCGCCGCUCGAGCUGCAGGGCAUCCUCGAGCGCUACCUGGGCACGUUUGACGACUCGAUCCUGCCAGACCGCAGCGAGCUUGGCAAGAGCGUGGCACUCGAGUAUGCACGCAGCAUGCCCGUGUCUGCGCGCAAGGAGCGUCUGCUGCCCCAGCUGGGCGGCUGGCGUUCGGAUGCCAGCAGCUCGUUCAUCGGCGAGCUGUCGGCCAAGAACACGUACCUCGGCGAGAUGACGGGCAUCCACCUCGCGCUCACCAAGGGCCUCGUGGAGCUGUCCAAGGACCCGACCAACACCAUGUCGCCCGCCAGCGUCGCCGCGUGCCGCACCCAGCUUGCGGCGCUCUCCAACGACGUGAGCGUCAAGCGUAAGGCGCUGCCGUUCGCAGAGCUGCGCCGUCUGCUGUACCGCACGGCGGCGCUCGUGGUGGCGCUGCCCGAGCCGGACUAUGAGCUGCUCCACUUUAUCGUGUCGAUCCCGUUCCUCGUGUUCACGCCAGAGGCGAUCUCGACGGCGUGCCAGGUGUGGACGUGGGUCAUUGGCGCACGCCCCGAGGUGGAGACCAAGAUCAUGGUCGAGCUCACCAUCGGCUGGGCCAUGAGCGCGCGUGCGCGCAAGGGCGUGUUCUCGUCGAGCCUCUCGACCAAGCAUCCUUUCCUGCGCAAGACCGAGAUGGGCGCGUUCAACCGCGAAGAGAUCACCGCCGAGCAGGAGCAGGCGGCCAAGCUGUUCACGCCGCACCUCACGCUGGUGCAUCUCAUCUCGAGCCGCUUCCAGGCGUUCCGGUACCGCGAUCCCACCAUGGUGUUGGCGCUCGUAAGGCUCAUCCAGCACACGGGCGCGGCAGCCGAGCGCAUGAGCACCCACCCGCUCGCCAGAGAAGUGCGAUUCACGCUGCUCAACUUUGGGCUGCGCGUGAUCCAGACGAGCCGCCUAGAGGGGCUGGUGGAGCACCAGCUGCGCGACGCGCUGUACAAGCUCGGACUCGGCUGGUUCGCCAGCUCGCCGCAGUGGUCGUUCGGCGGCAACCGGCUCCAGCUGAGCGCCGACAUGCAGGUGAUGCAGGAGACGCUCGAGCUGCUGCAGCGCGAUGCGGUGCGUGCGGACCAGCACGUGACGAGCUUCCCGCCCACGCUGUCGGCGGUGCGACUGCCCGGCGGCCUCACGGUGGCCGAGGCGGGUCGAUCGUUCGACGACAAGAAGAGGUUGCUGCAGCUGCUGGUGGAGAACGAGGUGGGGCGUCUGUCGGUGUGGGCCAACCCGCUCAACGCGCCCGCGCGCGGCACCGACUUUGUGGGAACGCUGACCAAGUCGAUGACCGAGGCGACGUGGGGCAGCAUGGUCGAGACGGCGUGGCGCAUCAGCCCCGUCACGGCGGUGCAGCUCGGUUCGCGAUUCCAGUCCAAGGCGCUCAAGGCGGCGCUCGGCAGGAUGGUGCGCAGCCAGCCGUACAAGACGGUGGAUGUGCCCGGUGCGCUCAAGUACCUGGUGGAGGAUCAUCUGAAGCUGGCCAAGAAGGAAGGUGCGGACCUCAAGUGGCUCGGCUACUGGGCGGCCGUGUCGCCCGUCGAGGCCAUCGACCUCUUCCAGCCGGACUACGACAACCACCCGUCGCUGCUGCAGUACGCCAUGCGUGCGCUCGAACAGCAUCCGGUGGAGCUGACGUUCUUCUACGUGCCGCAGGUGGUGCAGGCGCUGCGCACCGACGCGUACGGGUACGUGGAGCAGUUCAUCUUUGAGACGAGCAAGAUCUCGCAGCUCUUCUGCCACCAGAUCAUCUGGAACAUGAAGGCCAACAGCUACAAGGACGACAAUGCCGAGGAGGAGGAUCCGAUGAAGCCGACGCUCGACCGCAUGGUGGACAACAUUGUGCAGGCGCUGUCGGGCGAGGCGCAGAAAUUCUACGAGCGCGAGUUCGGGUUCUUCAACGAGGUGACGAGCAUCUCGGGCAAGCUCAAGCCGUACAUCAAGAAGAGCAAGCCGGAGAAGAAGGCCAAGAUCGACGAGGAGAUGGCCAAGAUCCAGGUGGACGCCGGUGUGUAUCUGCCGUCGAAUGCGGAUGGUGUGGUGGUGGAUCUGGAUCGCAAGUCCGGUCGACCGCUGCAGUCGCAUGCAAAGGCUCCGUUCAUGGCGACGUUCAAGGUGCAUCGCGAGAUCGUCAAGCCGGGCGACGAGGGUGAUGAAAACACCCCGCCCAAGAAGACUGGGGUGGAUGUGUGGCAGGCGGCCAUCUUCAAGGUGGGCGACGACUGCAGGCAGGACGUGCUGGCGCUGCAGGUGAUCGCCAUGUUCAAAAACGUCUACACCACCGUCGGCAUCGACCUGUACCUCAACCCGUACCGCGUCACCGCCACCGGUCCCGGUUGUGGUGUGAUCGAUGUUGUGCCCAACGCCACCUCGCGCGACGAGAUGGGACGCGCAAAGAUCAACCACCUCCUCACGUUCUUCAUCGGCAAGUAUGGCAGUCCGGACAGUGUGGCGUUCCAGCGCGCGCGCAUCAACUUUAUCCAGUCCAUGGCGGCGUACUCUGUAGUGUGCCACAUCCUCCAGAUUCGCGAUCGACACAACGGCAACAUGAUGAUCGACGGCGACGGCCACCUGGUUCACAUCGACUUUGGAUUCCUCUUCGACAUUGGGCCCGGUGGAAUGCGGUUCGAGCCGUACUCGUUCAAGCUUAGCCACGAGAUGAUCGACGUGAUGGGUGGCGCGGGAUCGCAAGGCUAUGGCAUGUUUGAGGAGCUGGUGAUCAAGGCGUUCCUCGCCGCGCGGCCAUUCUGCGAGGAAAUCGUGGAUACCUGCAAGCUCAUGCUCGGCACCGAACUGCCCAGUUUCAAGGGCAUGCCGACGAUCCAUAGGCUCAGGGACAGGUUCAAGCCCGAACUCAACGAGAGGGAGGCGGCCGACCAUGCCCGUGCGCUGGUUAAGGAUGCGUUUGGAAACAAGAGGGGCGUGCUCUACGACAAGCUCCAGGAAGUCACCAACGACAUUCCCUUCCAAAAGUGA
Moesziomyces antarcticus is the source of this 6534-nucleotide messenger RNA. Its product is annotated as phosphatidylinositol 4-kinase. The record is from RefSeq and is a predicted model, not a curated record. Bases 1 to 6534 code for a protein of 2177 amino acids. The transcript has a single exon. Gene Ontology annotation, biological process: phosphatidylinositol-mediated signaling; phosphatidylinositol phosphate biosynthetic process. Gene Ontology annotation, cellular component: plasma membrane; cytoplasm. Gene Ontology annotation, molecular function: 1-phosphatidylinositol 4-kinase activity. Lineage: Eukaryota; Fungi; Basidiomycota; Ustilaginomycetes; Ustilaginales; Ustilaginaceae.